This is a messenger RNA of Trichogramma pretiosum, 1156 nucleotides long. Its product is annotated as probable salivary secreted peptide. The record is from RefSeq and is a predicted model, not a curated record. The transcript has a single exon. Bases 251 to 640 code for a protein of 129 amino acids. Lineage: Eukaryota; Metazoa; Arthropoda; Insecta; Hymenoptera; Trichogrammatidae.
CACAGUCUAUUUAAGUGAAGUAUGUAAGAUUUUUAUAAGCCGCUCACAAGCCAAUAGUACAAGGUAUCGAACCGAUAAGAUAAGUCCGGCGAAAAGUAUAUAGUGGCGGAACGGCCGAAGAUGUGUCAAGAGCAAAGCAAUAUUCGCUUCCCCCGAAUCUUCUCUACAUAAAUAUAAGCAGUAGAAGUCGGAGGCUGCGUGAGAAGUUCCGCAGAAAACAGUUUAAUUGUCGAUCUGCCACGCCGUCGAGAUGAAGAGCUUACUUUUGCUGCUGGUCGGCACGAGCCUGUUCGCCGCGGCCCACUCGUUCUUCUUAAUUUACAGUCAACCUAACUCGGGUAAUCACGACCUGAUUGUCGGAGGCCGCGAGUACAACGACCGACUCAUCUACAGCGAAAAUGUGACGGAGAGCUUUCAGUGGUCCGGCAUGAAACUCAUCAUCAAUCGGACCGUGGAGGCGCCUCCCAACUUCCAAGUGACUCAGGUCAAAUGCAUAAACGCCGUUCAGGAUGGCACCGGCGCCGAGGCGAACAUCGUCAGCGGUGGACCGGGCCUCGGAUGGGUCACCAUUCGCUUCAAGAGUCAACGCUGGCGCGGCAUUUACUUCGGGAUCGAGGUUUACGCCAGACCGACCUAUUAGUGAUAUCCUCGCCAUCGAAUGUGCCUCGUUAAAUUUCGAGUGACGACUGCACAUGCUGUUACGACAAGUGAAAAGUUCAAACGAAUUAAUAGUUCAUUUUAUGUCCACAUAAAUCUCACCACUUCAAUCAGUUUAAAGUGAUAAUCGUUUGUUGUUUAUCUUGUUAUGUGAAUUUUAAUUGGACGAGAAUUUUUUGGGACAGCAAAAAUAUGUUUAUAAUAAAAAUUGAAUAAUCAGUUUCCUGCGCCAAGUGUCAAUAUGAGCUCAUUGUAAGAGUCAAGGUUACUCCAUAAAAUAACAUCUUUUUAUCUUACUUUGGCUGAUCGAUUCUCCAACUAUCAAACUUUUUGUAUCGGAUUGUAAAUAAAUCGUAUUUAAUUAGUACAAACUUUUUCUUUUUCUAUCAAGCAGCAUUACUUACAAGUAUUGUUAUUUUUAUAUUUGCUCUUUUAUUAUGAUUUUAUAAAUUAUUACAUGAACUCUAACAAACCUUUCACAAAACCCAUCUAAUUAUCU